AGAGCUAACUCUAUAAACUAAAAAGCCAUGGAAGCUCAAACCUAUUUCUUAGUUAUUGCAUUGUUCUUUCUGUUGCAUUUGCUUGCAAAAUAUUACAAGCUAAAAACUAAUGUCUCUCACACACUUCCCCCAGGACCAAAGAAACUACCUAUCAUAGGAAACCUGCAUCAACUAGCAGCAGCAGGUUCACUUCCACACCAUGCUCUCAAAAAACUUUCCAAAAAAUAUGGACCCCUCAUGCACCUUCAACUUGGUGAAAUUUCAGCAGUGGUUGCAUCCUCCCCAAAGAUGGCCAAGGAAAUAGUGAAAACACAUGAUGUUUCUUUUCUUCAGAGACCCUAUUUUGUUGCUGGCGAAAUAAUGACCUAUGGGGGAUUGGGCAUUGCUUUUGCUCAAUAUGGUGAUCACUGGAGACAAAUGAGGAAAAUAUGUGUGACGGAGGUUCUGAGCGUGAAAAGAGUUCAGUCUUUUGCUUCGAUUAGAGAAGACGAGGCAGCAAAGUUUAUCAACUCGAUUCGAGAAUCAGCAGGUUCGACAAUCAAUCUCACUAGUAGAAUUUUCUCAUUAAUAUGUGCUUCUAUUUCCAGGGUAGCAUUUGGCGGCAUAUAUAAGGAGCAAGACGAAUUCGUUGUGUCUUUGAUCCGACGAAUUGUUGAAAUUGGGGGAGGAUUCGACCUUGCUGAUUUGUUUCCUUCAAUUCCAUUCUUAUAUUUCAUAACUGGGAAGAUGGCUAAAUUGAAGAAGUUGCACAAGCAGGUUGACAAGCUAUUGGAAACCAUCGUCAAAGAGCAUCAAGAAAAGCAUAAACGUGCCAAAGAAGAUGGAGCUGAAAUUGAGGACGAAGAUUAUAUUGAUGUUCUUCUCAGAAUCCAACAACAAAGUGAUACUCUAAACAUAAACAUGACGACUAACAACAUCAAAGCCUUGAUAUUGGACAUAUUUGCUGCUGGAACUGAUACUUCAGCAUCAACACUAGAGUGGGCUAUGACAGAAAUGAUGAGAAAUCCAAGAGUGAGGGAGAAAGCACAAGCUGAAUUGAGACAAGCUUUUAGAGGAAAGGAAAUAAUUCAUGAAAGUGAUUUAGAGCAACUUACUUAUUUGAAGUUGGUGAUCAAAGAGACAUUCAGGGUACACCCACCUACUCCUUUAUUGCUCCCUAGAGAAUGCUCUCAACUAACCAUUAUCGAUGGCUAUGAAAUACCAGCCAAAACUAAAGUCAUGGUAAACGUAUAUGCAGUCUGUAAAGAUCCCAAAUAUUGGGUUGAUGCUGAAAUGUUUGUCCCUGAAAGGUUUGAGGCUAGUUCUAUUGAUUUCAAAGGGAAUAAUUUUGAGUAUCUUCCUUUUGGGGGAGGAAGGAGAAUAUGUCCUGGCAUGACAUUUGGUUUAGCCACCAUUAUGCUUCCACUAGCUCUAUUGCUCUAUCAUUUUAACUGGGAACUCCCAAAUAAAAUCAAACCUGAGAAUAUGGAUAUGGCCGAACAAUUUGGAGUGGCUAUUGGGAGGAAAAACGAAUUGCAUUUGAUACCCUCGGUUAAUGAUCUUUGCGUGCAUUGAUGUGUCCAUGUUAAUCGAUUUUACUUUCAAGUGUCAUAACUUACGUGUUAAGGAAAUAAAAAACUUGUGAUUUGUUUGAAUAUGUAUCGUCUAAGAUAUAUUAAUAAAAAGCUUUCUUAUUUCUCUUUAAAUA
Molecule: messenger RNA, 1687 nt
Organism: Glycine soja
Lineage: Eukaryota; Viridiplantae; Streptophyta; Magnoliopsida; Fabales; Fabaceae
Product: cytochrome P450 71D8-like
Exons: 2
Coding region: 28-1554 (508 amino acids)
Molecular function (GO): heme binding; iron ion binding; oxidoreductase activity, acting on paired donors, with incorporation or reduction of molecular oxygen
Source: RefSeq, a predicted model, not a curated record